This is a messenger RNA of Haemonchus placei, 741 nucleotides long. The record is from the annotation of a GenBank genome assembly. Lineage: Eukaryota; Metazoa; Nematoda; Chromadorea; Rhabditida; Trichostrongylidae.
AUGAGUGCAAGAAAACGUGGCAGAUCCAAUUCUUCAGCAGAGCACGAGCAGAAUUUUUGGAAAAGAAGCAAAUUUCGUGCUGUAUUCGUUCACAUCGCCCUGGUUAUCACGUGCAUAACUUAUAUUGUGCUUGGAGCGCACCUGUUCCAGAAGAUUGAACGACCUCUUGAGCUUGAAAAGAGGACUGAAGCUUUGGAAUUGUUUGACAAAAUGAGCAAAGAAUUCGUUUCGAAUGUCAGUGAAAGAGGUGACGAUGUGGAACAGACCGUCGAUGCUUACAUAAGGAACAUUCUGCUGCUCUUUGAAAAUCCUCACUAUGCUCAUGUAUUUGAAACUCACUUCACCAACCAAUCAUUGGAGAAGGAUAUUUGGACAUUUCCAGCUGCGGUGUUAUUCACGACUACCACUAUCAUUCCUGUUGGAUACGGUAACGUCUGUCCCAGUUCGGAGAUGGGGAAACUUUUGCUAAUUGUCUAUGGAAUCGUCGGGAUGCCGUUGGCCCUUGUCACUAUGGCUGACACAGGGAAGUUCCUAAGCCGAUUCGUCACAGUCUGUUUUAAUGAGUCUAUGGCAUGGCCGACAGGAAUAUUUCUUUUCCUACUAUGCUUUUAUCCGGUGAUUGGUGGUUUUUUAUUUCAUUAUUUUGCUGACCUGCAAUUUCGGGAUGCUAUUUACUUUAGUUUCACUUCAAUAUUCACUAUUGGAUUCGGAGACUUAAUGGUGAGUCAGUCUCUGGAUUAA